UCUCAGGUUAGGUUGCACGGCACAGAAAGUCACCUCGUCGUGUCGGUCAGGGAGAAGCUACUGACGGCUAGCAACUACCUGGAGCUCAGAGCUGCAGGAGAAGGUCAACAGCAGGACGGCAGCAUCCUCUCCCGUUCUUCAGCCAACCGGACAUUUAUGUAUCUGACAACAUUUCACAUCGAAAAAAGGAUUUUAAAACUCUAUUACCUCUUUUUAAGAAAGACACCUAGCUAGCUAACCUUUUAGCGAGCUAGCUUCAAGUUCCGACUUCCAACUGUCCUCAUUUCCAAUUCAUCAUCUACAAUCAUGGCUGCACUGAGAGCCUCCUAUCACAGGAUUUUGGACAGGAUCGAGCAUAUGCUGCCCGCCAAACUCAGACCUCUGUACAACCACCCGGCAGGUCCAAAAACAGUUUUCUUCUGGGCCCCGAUGUUCAAAUGGGGUCUGGUUGUAGCUGGAUUAGCUGAUAUGACCCGACCAGCAGAUAAACUCAGUACCUCCCAGUCUGCAGUACUGACAGCAACAGGCCUGAUCUGGUCCAGAUAUUCUUUGGUCAUAAUCCCGAAGAACUGGAACCUGUUUGCUGUCAACUUCUUUGUGGGCAGCGCAGGAGCCUCCCAGCUCUACAGGAUUUGGAGCUUCAAGCAGGAACAGAAGGCUCUGGAGAAAGAAGCUGCAGAGUCCUGAGUGCUUUGCUGUUGCCAACACUCGUCUGCAGCGGACUCAAAGGGAGACUCCACACCGGGCAGCGACCUGCCCCUUCUCAUCAUCUCCACAUCCCAUAUCGUCUCCAUAACAACCAUGCCAUAACCAUUAUUCAACCACUUUUAGCCUGUUUUCCCUGUUGGAAAUAUGCACUUUUCCUUAAGUUUAAAAUUUCCUCAGGGUGUUAAAAAAAUGGACGUUUUUUUAACUGUAGUCAACACACACUCAAGAAGAGUCAUCAACGCACAAGUAUAUUCUUUCAACAAGUUGUAUGAUUGUACAUUCUCGCCACUCGUUGGGAAGUUUUGCUUUUUUUUUUUUCCAUCAUUGUUGUUCAGGUGUAGCAGGCAUUACCUCAUGCAAUAAUUUCCCAAAUAUGUAACUCUUGGAUAUGUGUUGAACGUGGUUUAAGGAAUGUUUCCAAAUCAAAUUUAGAAGGAUUUCAUCACAUUAAUAUUUGCAUUACUUUAUUUAUAAUUUGGUUACAGUCACAGCAUCUGUACCAGAGUGAUUAUUAAAUCAUUAUUGACGACCGUAUAAUGAUUCCUUCCAUUUUAAUGGCUUUAAUUCUUUUAAUUUAUGUGAUAACAAAUUGUAAUUUAUAAAUUGCUUCACUGAUUAAAAUCUUCUUUUCUAGUUAAAACUGUAUAGAAAGAUGCUGUUAUUCUCUGAUUCUUUAUCAGAAACACUUUAACCAAUGGCACGUUUAACCUGUGCAGCUUUUUAUUAAUUGUUACUCAAGAGUCAAUUAGCAAACACUGGUACUGAACCGCUUUCGGCUCUUUAUAAUCAAAACCUUGCUGUCAAAUGCCUCUUUGCUCUUAGAAAGGUGUUUUAUACUUUUUCUUGUAAUGGUUCUUUCACUGUAGUUUCUCAUUUUAAUCACACAAAUAUUUUAGCAAUAAUUGGUGUCAUCACUUUUAAAUAUCAUUUGAUCUGCUGACUGUUUGAACAAAGGGCACUUUGAAGGUUGAUCGAUAAGGCUCUGUGGAAAUGUAAUGGCUAUGUAAUGUGAAUAAAUCCUGUUCAACACCA
Thunnus maccoyii (southern bluefin tuna) is the source of this 1740-nucleotide messenger RNA. RefSeq names its product mitochondrial pyruvate carrier 2b (gene mpc2b). Gene Ontology annotation, molecular function: pyruvate transmembrane transporter activity. Lineage: Eukaryota; Metazoa; Chordata; Actinopteri; Scombriformes; Scombridae. Gene Ontology annotation, biological process: pyruvate import into mitochondria. The coding region runs from base 307 to 687 and encodes 126 amino acids. The transcript is spliced from 5 exons. Gene Ontology annotation, cellular component: mitochondrial inner membrane. The record is from RefSeq and is a predicted model, not a curated record.